Messenger RNA from Meleagris gallopavo (turkey), 977 nucleotides. The record is from RefSeq and is a predicted model, not a curated record. NCBI's taxonomy places the organism in Eukaryota, Metazoa, Chordata, Aves, Galliformes, Phasianidae.
GUGCGUUCGUUUAGACUAGAUACCAGGAACCUUUAGUAUACAGAAGAUUUAUGUAGUAUUCCUUUCUCAUGCUGUUCUUGGCCUGGAAUUUCUUGUACUUCUAGCUUAGUUCAUUGAUGUAUUGCCCUCUGACAUCUAUGUAUGUUAUCUUGCAAAAUUUUUCUUUAGAAACACAUUGCCAGUUUAGUGUGAUUUUUACCAGGUACCUGCCAGCUUCAUGAAGAGCUGCGUGUAAUUGUCAGAAAAUAGUUCAGACCAUAGAAGUAGCUUUGUUUGCUAGUAACAAUUACACAGAUCUGUAAAUGUAUUUUUGUGUAUAGUUUGACAUAUACAAAGUAGCUACACUGAUAGUUUCCAGACAUUUCAUUUUGUUUGUGAUAUUGUUAAUGAAUUGCUGAUUGACAAGGGAAUAAAGCAUUUUCUAUGAACUCUAAUGUUGGGAAGGGUAUAAUUAAAACUCUGGAUAUUCAUUUCAGACACCAAUUGUCUCAACAUUGGAUAAAGUGUUAGAAGCUCAGCCUGAGAAGAGAGAGGCCAUCCUAGGUGAAAUGGAGCAGAUACUUAUACCAAUGGCACAAAAAGAGGCUGUGAUAAAACACUCACUGGUACAUAAAGUAUUUUUGGACUUUUUCACUCAUGCUCUUCCAAAACAAAGAUCUGAAAUGAUAGAAGCUAUCAGAGAGGCUGUCAUCUACCUGGCACACACUCAUGAUGGAGCCAGAGUAGCAAUGCACUGUUUAUGGCAUGGUACCCCCAAGGACAGAAAAGUUAUUGUGAAAACUAUGAAGACAUACAUCGAAAAAAUAGCUACGGGUGAAUUUUCUCAUUUGGUUUUGUUGGCAGCAUUUGAUUGCAUCGACGACACUAAACUCGUGAAACAGUUAAUUAUAACUGUAAGUAAUUACUUUUUCCUAAAACACUGUAUCAGGCAUUAUCUCAUUUUUCAUUGUACAAGAGUAUGACAGUAAAAGUCCAUC